Molecule: messenger RNA, 3604 nt
Organism: Salarias fasciatus (jewelled blenny)
Lineage: Eukaryota; Metazoa; Chordata; Actinopteri; Blenniiformes; Blenniidae
Gene: dnase1l1
Product: deoxyribonuclease I-like 1
Exons: 9
Coding region: 2155-3126 (323 amino acids)
Biological process (GO): DNA catabolic process
Cellular component (GO): nucleus
Molecular function (GO): deoxyribonuclease I activity; DNA binding
Source: RefSeq, a predicted model, not a curated record
CUCAUUCGUCACUGAGUCUGAGAUCAGUUUCUUUACUGCGGUGGCUCCACAGCUCCUCCUGCUCUGGUUCUAGGAGCUUGGUUCUCUGUUGUUGGUUCUCUGUUGUUGUUUUGGUGUGUUUGUGGUUCUCUGUUGUUGUUUUGGUGUGUUUGUGGUUCUCUGUUGUCGGUCAUGUGUUUGUUGGGUCUCUGUGGGUCUCAGUGGAACCAGAAGUGUGGGGUCCUCUGCAGCGGAUCAGAACCUCAUCAGUCGUCACCAUGACUCCAUUAUUUCGUCUGAUUCAUGUGAUCAUCGGGUUCUGUUUAGAGAACUUCUUCCUCCUUGAUCAUCUGCUGUCAGAGGAACCGUCACUCCUCCAACUUCAAGAUGAGACUUUCUUCAAGGUUCUAGUCUGUUAGUUUGAGACAGGAGCAGAACCGGGUCUGUUUCUGCUGGUUGGUGCUUCGUCCCUCAGGUGUCCACUGACUCUCACAGCGUCUCACAGGAUCGUCCUCAGGCUGAGGGCCAUGCUGACCCACUUCAUCUUGUCCCAGUCCUCAGUCCUCAGUCCUCGGGCCUCAGGCUGGGACGGAGACGGGUGCUGGGGCCCGGGACGAGGCGUCCUCAGUGAGACGUGGGUUUUCACAUCCCGUCGCUCAGAGGAACAGAAACCAGAGCGAGUCUCGGUCAGCUGAUCGCUGGAGGCCAGGACUGUCCCUGGUCUUCAGGCGCUGCCAGUCUGUCUCUUCACACUGAUCUGAGCUCGUUAGCCGUUAGCCGUUAGCCUCAUCAACAGGCGCUGCUGAUAUGAUGAGGUAUUGAGCAGAUCCUUUAAAAAGCAGAUAUUGAUUCACCCUUCAUGACGUUCCACUGUGAAGAUAAGGAUGUUCUCAGGAUCCUGACUCAGAGGAACCGGCCGGGUCCCGCUUCUCUUUGGUAUUAUUAUCAGUUUCAUGCUGUGGUUUAGGUUGAACUCAGACUAAACUUACUAGUUGUUACUUCAGUGUUACGACAGCCAGGACUUGUAAUUUGACACCAGCUUGAGUUUCUCAAAAUAAGGACAUCCUGUUGCAGCCGCUGGUUUCCUGUCGAAUGAGCUAUUUAAGGGUAUUGAACCGUCACCUCCAGCACAGCAGAUACCAGGAGGUCUGCUUUCUCUCCUCUGUCUGUGGAGUCAGUCCAUCCUGGAUCUAUAGACUCAGUGAAGACUGAGGGAAGGUUCUAGAAUCGAAGUCUUCAGAUAUUUAAGAUGCAGAAGAAGCCGAGCUCCUUCCAGCCUCUGAGGACUGACAUCAACAGUAAUCAGCUCUGAGAUCUGCCUCAGCUCAGCUCAGCAGCCUCAGCAGAGAACAACCAGAAGAGCCAGCUGCAGGCUGCCGACGGGCAGAUGUUCAGCCGCCAGCCGGGGUCAGCCGCACAUCCAUCCAGCUGCACAUCCAUCCAGCUGCACAUCCAUCCAGCUGCACAUCCAGCUGCACAUCCAGCCAGCUGAACAUCCAGCUGCACAUCCAGCUGCACAUCCAUCCAACUGCACAUCCAGCUGCACAUCCAGCCAGCUGCACAUCCAGCUGCACAACCAGCUGCACAUCCAUCCAGCUGCACAUCCAACUGCACAUCCAGCUGCACAUCCAUCCAACUGCACAUCCAGCCAGCUGCACAUCCAGCUGCACAACCAGCUGCACAUCCAUCCAGCUGCACAUCCAGCUGCACAUCCAGCCAGCUGCACAUCCAGCUGCACAUCCAGCUGCACAUCCAGCUGCACAUCCAGCUGCACUUCACAUCCAGCUGCACAUCCAGCCAGCUGCACAUCCAGCCAGCUGCACAUCCAGCUGCACAUCCAGCUGCACAUCCAGCUGCACAUCCAGCUGCACUUCACAUCCAGCUGCACAUCCAGCCAGCUGCACAUCCAGCUGCACAUCCAGCUGCACAUCCAGCCAGCUGCACAUCCAGCUGCACAUCCAGCUGCACAUCCAGCUGCACAUCCAGCCAGCUGCACAUCCAGCCAGCUGUACAUCCAUCCAGCUGCACAUCCAGCUGCACAUCCAGCCAGCUGCACAUCCAUCCAGCUGCACAUCCAGCUGCACAUCGGGCCUGCAGACCAGAGCUGGAACCAGAGAACCUCUGCUUUCCUUUGUGUGGAACCGAUGAAGGUUUCUGGACUGAGAGGUCGGAACCAUGAGGCCCGCCUCGCUCCUCCUGCUCUUCUUCUUCGUUGGUGUCAGUGAUGUUUAUGGAGGAUCCGACUUUCGAGUCUGUGCCUUCAAUCUACAUAACUUUGGAGAAUCGAAGUCGAAGAAGGCUGACGUCAUGAACAUACUGGUCAAGAUCAUCACUCGCUGUGAUGUGUGUUUGCUUCAGGAAGUCAGAGACAGUAAAGGAAAAGCGUUGCCGCAGCUUCUCGACCAAAUUAAAAGGUUUGACUCCAGACACGAGUACCGAGCCGUGGCCAGUGAGAGGCUGGGCCGGACCGAGUCCUACCAGGAGCAGUACGUCUUCGUGUACAGAGCGGACUCUGCUGUCCUCACCGAUCAGUAUCAGUACCCCGACGACCUUCCCGGAGACGUGGACGCCUUCUCCAGGGAGCCUUUCGUCGUCCGGUUCAGAGCUCCGAGGACGGCCAUCAAGGAGUUCGUCCUCAUCCCGCAGCACACCACUCCGACCAACACCACCAAGGAGCUGGACGCCCUGCACGACGUCCUGCUGCGGGUCAUGAAGAUGUGGAGGACGAAGAACGUGAUGCUUCUCGGAGACUUCAACGCCGACUGUGGCUACCUGGCCAAGAAGAACCGGAAGAACGUGCGCCUCCUCACGGACACCAACCUGGUCUGGCUGAUCCCGGAGGACACGGACACCACAGUGCGCUCGUCCACGUCCUGCUCCUACGACCACAUCGUGGUUCACGGAGACGCCUUCAGCAGAGCCGUGGUUCCCUCCUCUGCCAGAGCCUUCGACUUCCAGACGGAGUACGGCCUGACGGAGGAGCAGGCUCUGGAUGUCAGUGACCAUUACCCGGUGGAGGUUCUGCUGCGGGUGGAGAACCCCCGGGCGUCUGGUGGUGGACCCUCCCGGGCGUCUUCGCUCCAGUCCGUCUCUCUGGCCUCCUCGUGGAUCGUCGGCCAUCUUUUCCUCCACACGUUGACGUGCUGAGUGACGGAGUGUCAGUCCAGGACUGAGGGUCCAGGACUGGAUGUUCCACGCAGUACAGACGUUCUCUUCGUCACUUCAUCAGUCUGGAGCUCCUCAGACAGCUUCAUUAAUUUAUUGAUUUCAUGAAUCUGACCAGCAGCUCCUCUUUGUUUCUCUGAAACCGGAAGAACAUGAAGACUUCAGCCUCGGGCCUCCUGUUCUCACCACCUGUUCAGGGUUUCAGAGGGAUUUUGUUCUGUGACUUUUGUCCUGGAACCACUGCAGGGACACGAACCGAAGAUUGAGAAUCCCUGUAAUCACAUGUCUGUUUGAUCUGAGUCCGACGUACAAGCUGCCCUGUUUCACCUGGAUCAGCUUCACAUCUGCCUGCUGGGACUGGGGGUCCUGCUGGGACUGGGGGUUUAAUGAAUGAUUAAACUACUGGUUUGUAAAUGUUUCUGAAGUGUUUGUAUAAAGUGAGGAGCUGUGCUGCAUCUGU